Penicillium canariense is the source of this 1518-nucleotide messenger RNA. RefSeq names its product putative MFS transporter. The coding region runs from base 1 to 1518 and encodes 505 amino acids. NCBI's taxonomy places the organism in Eukaryota, Fungi, Ascomycota, Eurotiomycetes, Eurotiales, Aspergillaceae. Gene Ontology annotation, biological process: tripeptide transport; transmembrane transport; allantoate transport. Gene Ontology annotation, molecular function: dipeptide transmembrane transporter activity; allantoate transmembrane transporter activity. Gene Ontology annotation, cellular component: plasma membrane. The record is from RefSeq and is a predicted model, not a curated record. The transcript is spliced from 8 exons.
AUGGUGGAAUACGAGAAAGAAGUCGAGGCAGCGACAUCGCCGGCCCUCUCGACGACGGUGUCGUCAGGCCACGAUGAGAAUUACGAGUUUUACCGCCAGAAUCGCGGGCUGGAGUAUACGCCCAAGGAAGCGAAGAGGACGCUGCGGAAAAUUGAUAGGCAGCUGAUUCCGCUGCUGUUUGUGAUCUACAUGAUCCAGUAUUUGGAUAAGAACAGUAUCAAUUUUGCCUCUGUGUAUGGCCUCAAGCAGGGGACACAUCUGAAGGGGCAGGAUUACUCGUGGCUGAGUUCUAUCUUCUACUUCGGCUAUCUCAUCGCCCAGUGGCCAGCUGGACUGGCGCUGCAAAAACUACCGAUGGGCAAGUUUCUUGGUACCACCACUAUAAUCUGGGGCGGCCUGCUCAUGACAACACCGGCAUGCCACAAUUUCGCCGGCAUCGCCAUCAACCGCUUCCUCCUCGGCCUCGUCGAAGCCGUCGUCAACCCAGGUUUUGUUCUAAUGAUGAGCAUGUGGUACACAGCCCGCGAACAGCCCCUACGCCUGGAAGCCUACUACUGCACGAACGGCAUAGCGACCAUGUUCGGCGGACUAAUCGGCUAUGCAGUCGGCCACAUCUCCACCGGUCUGCCGCGCUGGAUGUACGUCUUCCUCAUUUUCGGCACGUUUUCCAUCGUCACGGGUAUCUUUGCGCUCUGGCUUCUUCCCGAUCUUCCAUCAACGGCCAAGUUUCUAUCCGAGCGCGAGCGCAUCAUCGCCGUCGAGCGCGUGGCGAUUAACCGACAAGGCGUCAAGAACCCCAAGUUCAAGUGGUACCAGGUCUGGCAGGCAGCGCGGGACCCGAAGACGUGGCUGCUAUUCAUCAUGGCUGUGGGAGCGCAGGUGCCGAACUCGGCGUUGACGAGUUUCACAUCCAUCAUAGUUGGCACCUUCGGCUUCGACACGCUCGGCACCCAGUAUCUUCAGAUCCCCGGGGGUGCGGUCAACUUCCUCACCCUCCUGACCGGCGGCUUCAUUGCGACCAAGUACGCGGACAAAUUCCACUCGCGCAGUGCGUGUAUGAUCGUCGCCAAUCUGACCUGCAUCCUUGGAUCAGGACUACUCGUCGGGCUACCAGACACGAACAAAUGGGGCCGGCUGGUGGCGCUGUGGCUGUGUUAUUUCCAGGGCCUGGGAUUUAGCAUGAGUCUGACGAUUGUGAGCUCGAAUAUUGCGGGGUACACGAAGAAGCAGGUUACGGGUGCAUUGCUGUUUACAGGGUAUUGUGUUGGGAAUAUUAUUGGGCCGCAGACUUUCAGAGACAGCGAGGCCCCCGGCUAUCAUAGUGCCUAUGUUGCGAUGCUUGUUGGCUAUACGGUCAAGUUGACUGCUAUCUUUGCGUUGUACUUGUACAUGUAUUUUGAAAACAAGCGGCGAGAUCGUGCCGCGCUUGGUGGUCAGCAGCCGGAGGAUGAUGGCGUUGAGAAUGGAAUGCUAGACCAAACGGAGAUCGAUAACAAAGCAUUCCGUUAUGUACUGUAG